AUAUAAGAGAGCUUCCUCCUUCAUCAAUCAUCCACCCACACCUUCUCCGAAUGAAUUACUCCGCCACCGCCAUGGAAGCAGUAGCACAGCCACAGCCCCAUGUUGCGAUGUUCGCGGCCACAGGGAAGGGCCACCUCUUCCCGCUCAUCGAGCUAGCCCGCAAGCUCCUCCGAUGCCAAAGCUUCGCCGUCACCGUCAUCAUCCCCGACGACGGCUCCUCCCUGGAACCCCAGAAGGACCUCCUCCGUACAGUUCCAGGCACCAAUCUCGCCCUGCUACCUCCCGUCAGCCUCGACGACAUUCCUCCCACUGCACCCAUCGAAAUCCCCAUCAUCCUCAGCGUCACCCGCUCCAUUCCCGCCCUCCGCCGCGUCCUCGCCGACCUCCAGUCGUCGGUGCACCUCACGGCGUUUAUCGCCGACGUCUUCGGAGUCCAUGCCUUUCCGAUGGUAAAGGAAUUGGGAAUUCAGAUCUACCUGUUCCAGCCCAGCCCUGCAAUGAUGAUGUCCCUGGUUCUGCACUUGCCCCAGCUCGACCAGUCGUGCACGUGUCAGUUCAGGGACCUUCCCGAGCCGGUGAAGCUGCCGGGGUGCGUGCCCGUUAACGGGUCGGACUUAUUUGACCCGAUUCAGGAUAGGCAGAGCGAGGUCUACAAAUCGGUGCUUGAGAUGUUCGGCCAUUUCAAGGAAGCCGAUGGGGUUUUGAUCAACAGCUUUCCGGCCAUGGAAGAGGAUACUUUCAAGGCAUUGGAGGAAGCUUGUGAAUCCGGCGGUUUUCCGCCGGUUUACCCGAUCGGACCGGUGAUCCGGUCAGGUUCGGAGAAUUGUAAUAGCAAGGAGGAAUGCCUGAAAUGGCUGGAUGAACAGCCCGACAGGUCGGUGUUAUUUGUGUCGUUUGGGAGCGGGGGGACGCUGUCGAGUUUGCAGAUGAAGGAACUGGCCGCCGGACUGGAGGGGAGCGGGCAGAGAUUUCUUCUGGUGGCGAGAAGGCCCAACGAUCUUGUUCGGACCGGAGCGUAUUUCUCCGGCAAGGGGGAAAUGGAUCCCGGCGUAUAUUUUCCGGCGUCUUUCAUGGAGAAGGUGAAGGCCGGGAAGGGGUUCGUGGUGACGAAUUGGGUUCCUCAGGUGGAGGUGCUCCGGCACGCGGCGGUGGGAGGGUUUCUGACGCACUGUGGGUGGAACUCGGCGCUGGAGAGCGUGGUGCACGGCGGCGUGCCGCUGAUUGCGUGGCCGCUGUUUGCGGAGCAGAAGAUGAACGCGGUGCUGCUGAGCGAAGGGCUGCGCGUGGCGGUGAGGGUGAGGGAGGGCGAGGACGGCGUUGUGGACGGCGAUCAGAUAGCGAAGCUGGUGAGAAAAGUGGUGGAAGGGGCGGAGGGCGCGGAGCUGCGGCGGAGGGCGAGAGAACUCAAGGAAGCUGCCGGCGCGGCCAUGGGAGAAGACGGGUCGUGCAAUAAAGCUGUUGCUGAUUUGGCUCGAAAAGUUAGUGGGAAAAAGUAAUUGUCACGUAAUGCUGCUAUACUUACUAUUUUUAAAUUAAUGGAGUAAUAAAUUGGCCA
Messenger RNA from Andrographis paniculata, 1555 nucleotides. Its product is annotated as hydroquinone glucosyltransferase-like. The record is from RefSeq and is a predicted model, not a curated record. The transcript has a single exon. Gene Ontology annotation, molecular function: UDP-glycosyltransferase activity. NCBI's taxonomy places the organism in Eukaryota, Viridiplantae, Streptophyta, Magnoliopsida, Lamiales, Acanthaceae. Bases 51 to 1496 code for a protein of 481 amino acids.